UACGAGGGCCGGGCUGGGAUGGCCGCCAUUGUCCUGCGGCCGGGCUGCGAGCUGGAUGGGGCCUGUCUGUACAGCCACGUGGUGGAGUUCCUGCCCCCCUACGCCCGGCCCCGCUUCCUGAGAGUGCAGGACCAGCUGGCGAUGACACAGACCUUCAAGCAGCACAAGGUGCGUCUGGCCAGCGAGGGCUGCGACCCCACGCGCCUCCCGGACCCGCUGUACCUGCUUGACGACACCUCGGGGGCCUACGUGCCCCUGACCCCGCGGCUCUGGGAGGGCGUCGUCUCGGGGGCUGUCCGGAUAUAACCCCCCCGCCCCACCUGCCUCGGGCUCCCUCUGGCUGGGGGUCACCUGGGGAGACUACGAGUCCCAGCAUGCACCGCUCAGCACCAUUGCAUGCUGGGAGCUGUAGUCUCUUCUGGGUGCUCAGGGGAGCUGCGCUUCUUGGCCAGGGCUCUGGGGUGCUGCCUGCCCCCGGGGGGGGAAUGGGGCUCAGGUGGCUGCAGGAUUUUUCCCACGUUGCAGCCCCUGGUCCUUCCAGUGCCCCCCCACCCCCUGCGCCCCAUGUUUGUCACCCCCCCACUUCCU
This is a messenger RNA of Terrapene triunguis (Three-toed box turtle), 588 nucleotides long. RefSeq names its product solute carrier family 27 member 3-like. Gene Ontology annotation, cellular component: endoplasmic reticulum. The transcript has 2 exons. NCBI's taxonomy places the organism in Eukaryota, Metazoa, Chordata, Testudines, Emydidae. The record is from RefSeq and is a predicted model, not a curated record. Gene Ontology annotation, molecular function: long-chain fatty acid-CoA ligase activity; long-chain fatty acid transmembrane transporter activity. Bases 19 to 306 code for a protein of 95 amino acids.